CCCUGUGUUGUGUUGUGUUCUUAAAAUGACGAAGAAUUUGAGGUUUUAUGAUGAAGAGGUUGGAAGAAGACUCGUUUCACUUGCUGCUCAGCUGAUAGCCAAAGCCGAUCGAACCUGCCAGCCACCGGCUCAAUACUUUCUAUACACAGACUGACAGACGCAUCUGUCAGUUUUGCGUUGUUUGGCCGUUGCGACUCGACCACCUCCGCCGCCUUCUUGAUCUCCUACGCGGGGGCGAAUCGGAACUCUUCCUCUUGCUCUCGGUUGCUCCAUUGAAGCCCUAAGACUCCACCGCCGAAUCCUGCAUUCUACUGUGCUGAGACAUGUCUUUGUGUUUUCCAUACCGAUGAUCCAAUAGAGUACCGAUCAGCGAUUCAAUUCUCUCCGCUUGUUCGUUACGUGGAUUCUAAUCUACCAUGGCGGACAAACAAGUUGUUAAGCGUGCCAAGUACAAGUCUUCAGUCAAGGAUCCCGGGGUCGCCGGCGUUCUCAAAAUGAGGAUGGAAAGAUUUGUGUUUGUGCCAAAUGAUCCUACAUCAGCCACAAAGCUAAAUGUGGAGUUUAGGACGAUAAAAGGUCAUAAGUUUACAAAGGAGGGUUCAAGUAAGCAGGCUCUACUAAAUCUUACCCAAGACCAGGGGGAAAAUUACAUUUUUGAGUUUGAUAGCUUUUCUGAUCGAGAUGCAUGCCGGGAAUAUGUUGCCACUGCUAUUGCACAUCAUUCUGAAGCUGGAAGGCUGGUCAAUGAAAAAUCUAAUGUCCCUGUGAGCAAUGAACAACUUAGUAGAGCAGAAACCGAACGAAGAAUUAAGCUACUUCAGGAGAAUAGUGAAUUACAGGCACUUCACAAGCAACUUGUAUUCGGAGGGAUAUUGACAGAUGAUGAAUUCUGGGCUACAAGGAAGAAAUUGCUGGACCACAGUGAUAGCCGAAAGCCAAAGCAGCGUUUGGCAUUAAAAAAUGAAAUGUGGAGUGUUAAACCAUUAUCUGAUGGUCAGUCCAACAGAGUGACGUUUAACUUGACACCAGAAAUCAUUCAUCAGAUAUUUGCUGAGAAACCUGCUGUACGCCAGGCUUAUUUAAAUUUUGUCCCAAACAAGAUGACAGAAAAAGAGUUCUGGACCAAGUAUUCAAGAGCUGAAUAUCUUCACAGCACAAAAAACGUAGUUGCUGCAGCAGCCGAAGCUGCUGAAGAUGAAGAGCUUGCUGUUUUUCUGAAGCAAGAUGAUAUGCUUGCAAAUGAGGCUAGGAGAAAGAUCAGGCAGGUUGAUCCAACUGUAGACAUGAAAGCUGAUGAAGGUGAUGAUUACACUCAUCUACCGGAUCAUGGCUUGCUUGGUGAUGAAACCAAGGAUGUAUUGGAAUCACAAUAUAAGCCAUAUCGUAGAUCCUUUGCACAAGAUCUGAAUCAACAUGCUUCUGUUGUUCUUCAGGGAAGGCUUGUAGAUGAGCUAGGAGAUACAAGGUCUGUUGCGGAGGCCCUUGCGAGGACAAAACAAGCUGAGUUAUCUGAUGAGAUAUCCAAUCGGAAUUUAGAAAAAGAGCUAUCGGACAAGAUUUGUAGAAUGGCUGAGAUUGAAGAUCUGCAAGGGCCACGUGAUACUGCAGUUGCUCCUCUCAGCAUCAAGGAUCCACGGGAUUAUUUUGACUCUCAACAUGCUAAUGCACUAAAAGCACUGGGAGAUGCAGGUACAGGUACAAAACCAUUAAAAUCCAGCGUGAGCUCUUCUAAAGCUUAUGGUUCCUUAAGGGAUCUAGUCUCAGAAAUCAGAGGUACUGGAUUGAGUGACCCAAUAAUGAGUCACGAUGUUGCUCUUAAGGUCCUUAGUGGGUUGACCCAAAAUAUCUCCAGCACCAGGUUUCAUCUCGGAAUCAAUCCAAAUGAGAGUGUCUUGAACAGGUUGCCUAAAGUCACUAAAGAGGAGCUUUUACAUCACUGGACUUCUAUCCAAGAAUUGCUCAAACAUUUUUGGUCAUCAUAUCCUAUUACAACCAAGUACCUCUAUACCAAGGUAACCAGAUUGAAAGAUGCAAUGUCCCAAGUUUAUCCCAAGUUGCAGGAGAUCAAGGAAUCUGUGCAGUCCGAUUUCAGACAUCAAGUCUCACUUCUAGUUCACCCGAUGCUUCAGGCGCUGGACGCCGCGUUUGCACACUAUGAAGCGGAUGCACAGAGGAGAUCUUCCAAGAGUGGGGAAAGGCCAAACGGCUUCACCUGAUAGAGUUUCUUUAUAAUCAACGUACGUAUCACUUCUCCUGUUCUGUUCAAGUGUACAUUUUAUCACAAAAUUUUGGUAUUUUAUUGGAAGAGUAUCAUUAUUUACAUUUACAUGUGCUUGUUUUGGUUUGUUUUGCUGUGCUAGAUUUCCAUGUGUAUCAUCGAGUCAAGCUUCUCACUAAUUUUGUGCCGUUCAUGCAAUUCUAGUAUUGUUCUUGAUCGCAAUCUAUAUUGCAUGAC
This is a messenger RNA of Andrographis paniculata, 2455 nucleotides long. RefSeq names its product general transcription and DNA repair factor IIH subunit TFB1-1-like. The transcript has 20 exons. Gene Ontology annotation, biological process: transcription by RNA polymerase II; nucleotide-excision repair; transcription by RNA polymerase I. Bases 417 to 2216 code for a protein of 599 amino acids. The record is from RefSeq and is a predicted model, not a curated record. Gene Ontology annotation, cellular component: transcription factor TFIIH core complex; transcription factor TFIIH holo complex. Lineage: Eukaryota; Viridiplantae; Streptophyta; Magnoliopsida; Lamiales; Acanthaceae.